UCAUCAUAUCUCAAGUCGUUGGGAGUGUAUUUGGUUUUUUUGUCUGUGAUAAAAGAAGCUAAAGUAAUUUAAUAACUUGUGUAGUAAGUAAAUCUAUGGCGUCUCAACAGGAGAAAAAACAGCUAGACGAGAGGGCCAAGAAGGGAGAAACCGUCGUGCCAGGUGGCACUGGAGGCAAAAGCUUGGAAGCUCAACAGCAUCUAGCUGAAGGGAGGAGCCGAGGAGGGAACACAAGGAAAGAGCAGUUGGGAACUGAAGGAUAUCAGAAGAUGGGACGCAAAGGUGGUCUUAGCACCGGAGACAAGCCUGGUGGGGAAGACGCUGAGGAUCAAGGAGAGGAAAUGGACGAACCCAUAUCCAGGACCAAAACCUAAUCAAUGUUUUAGAUGGAUGUGUAAUAAGCUGGUUAAAUAUUUCCAUGUAGCUAAACGUUGUGUUUGAUUUCCUGUGUAAGUUCUUCUCUAUUUAGUUCACAAGAUGAUGAUGAGCAUGUGUGUAUGUUCUCGUCUACGUAUAGGCCUUUAAUUUGGAAUAGUGUUUUGGUUUUGUUCAUACAGUUGUGUUUUGGCUUCUUAGCAUGGCUGAAGAAAGUAAUAUAUAAUAGCUAUUUAGCCUAUUUUCCCUUUGAAGUUUGAACCAUGUA
Molecule: messenger RNA, 643 nt
Organism: Thlaspi arvense
Lineage: Eukaryota; Viridiplantae; Streptophyta; Magnoliopsida; Brassicales; Brassicaceae
Source: the annotation of a GenBank genome assembly